CUCUGGUUUCUGAUUAAAAUAGCAUAUAAAUAGAGGCUAUUAUUUCUAGGUUCAGUUGGUGAGAGAGAGAGAGAGAGAGAGAGUUCAUAGCGCGACUUUGAAGACAAAGCCACUCGAUCAAUCAAAUCAAAGUUUCAAUUGCGUUGCUCGAGUACUGAGCAGCAACUUCAUCCUACUUGUAUGAAGAAGACUCUCAUCUACAGGUACUCGGGGGGUUUUCUCCCUCACCAGCGUGCAUAUUACGUGUUUGAUAGAUUGCCAAUGUGAGAGAGAAGCCUCCGAAUGGGAUUUGGAUUAGCGAUUCCCUACAUCCUUGUUCUGACUGAUAUCUAGCAAUGCUCACCAAACUCACAAUACUCAAAUCACUCAGCCCAUUUUCAUUUCACAGUAGAUUCAUACCAAAAUCAUUCUCCAGUGGGGUGGCAGCUCAAGAGCUCGACGAAGAGCCUCUGCCGUCAGAAUGGUACAGGAUAGCCUACGGAAAGCUAAUCAAACUGACCCAUGUUCUGAAAAACAUCGAACAAGUCAACGGAAGAACUACAAACACGAUCGACGGCUCAACCAUUACUGAUGACUACAUCAUCGGCCAAAUGCAAUCAUUCAAUUCCCUCGCCAAAUCAUUCAUUGGGUCACCCUCAAUGCAAUCGAUUCACGGAGAUUUUUUCGUCAAAGGAAGCGAAAGAAGCAGCCUUACGUUGAAUUCCCUCACCAAAGUCUGCAAUUUCCUCAGCAUUUUCACGCAGCAUCACAUUUGGAGGGGAGCACUCGAGGAGGUCCUUCGUGAUUUGGAGCGAGAAAUUGAUACUUUAGGCUCCCGUUCUGAGCCUUUUCAAAUGGGGAAGCAGAUAAUAUCGAGUUGCAUGAAGUUCUUUCGUGACGUCGACACGAUUUCAAGCUCCGAUUCUCCUUCUUGGAUGAAGCCGCCGCCUCUAAAUAGGGUCGAGAAGCCAGUUGCUCCAAGAACAUGGGAAGAAGUUGUCGAGAUGUUUGUAGACCUCACAAAGUGUUUGGAAAGAGAGGAGAAGCUGGCAACUCGUGUAUUAAAGCUUGAAGCUAUGAAAGAAGGGCUAUAUCAGAUACGAGACAUUACAAUUGAGCGUGAUGUAAGUUACAAAGAGGUUAGAAGGCAGGAUUGCUUAGUUCAGAGGAAGCUCUCAAAGAGCCUGGGGCACUCUUCAAGGUGUUUGUUCACAUUACUGCUUUAUUAUCUCCAUGGAAGUGUUGAGGAUGUUGUGUUUGAGGUUCAUGGAGGUGUUCGAGUUGAUGACCACGGUCGAUUUUGCUUGUAUAUUGGAAAGAUUUUGAGUUGUCGUGAUGAAGGAAUGGUGAUGAAUGGAGUAAAGCAGUUGAGUAAGGCUCUUGGGGUGUUCAAGUUCGUGUGGGAGAGUGCAGGAAUGGUUGGGGUUUUGAAGCUGCGGGGUCAUUUGUGGUGUGUUGGGGGUGAGGAGAGGAUAAUUGCUUAUAGAGGGAAUGAGUUCUAUGUUCAUGGCAUUAGGCUUUGAAUAAACGGUAAAUUACAGAUAACCCCCUUGUCUAUAUGUUCAAUUUCACUUACCACGCAUCGGCUAUUUUACUAGCGCUCAGCAUCCCUCAAUUCAUAAGGAAGAAGGGGGUAAUCUGCAAUUUGUUCUUCUCAAAAUGCAAAUUUUGAGGUGGUACGUGCUAGUAAAAUAGUUAAGGGGCGAUAACUGCUAGUGAAUGUAUAAAUGAGGGCGGUUAUCAGCAAUUUACCCUUGAAUGGAUUCUAAUUUUUGGGGUUUGUUGUGAUUCUACAAGCAUAAUAGAGCUUCUUACCUCAUUUUGGAGUUUUGUUCUUCAUUCAGUUUACUGCAUUACGAGUUGGGAGGUGAAAAAUUGUGUUGAAGGAAAUGAAUUAUAACUUGUGGAACAUGGAUUAUUAUAGAGAUUAGGAUUUCAUUUACUGGGAAAUCAUUGGUGCGUUUCUUGUCUUUCAGUUUCUUUGAUUCAUGUAUUGA
Asparagus officinalis (garden asparagus) is the source of this 1976-nucleotide messenger RNA. RefSeq lists its product as uncharacterized. The transcript is spliced from 2 exons. NCBI's taxonomy places the organism in Eukaryota, Viridiplantae, Streptophyta, Magnoliopsida, Asparagales, Asparagaceae. The record is from RefSeq and is a predicted model, not a curated record. The coding region runs from base 336 to 1502 and encodes 388 amino acids.